This is a messenger RNA of Habropoda laboriosa, 1859 nucleotides long. RefSeq names its product ABC transporter G family member 22 (gene E23). The record is from RefSeq and is a predicted model, not a curated record. Gene Ontology annotation, cellular component: plasma membrane. Gene Ontology annotation, molecular function: ABC-type transporter activity; ATP binding; ATP hydrolysis activity. The coding region runs from base 93 to 1859 and encodes 588 amino acids. The transcript is spliced from 11 exons. Lineage: Eukaryota; Metazoa; Arthropoda; Insecta; Hymenoptera; Apidae.
UAAUCUUCCGGGGGUUGCAGGUGGUCAAGGAGAAACGAGUUCUCCUCCGAGAAGUCUCGGGCGUUGUUAAACCCGGCGAACUUUUGGCCGUCAUGGGCCCUUCAGGUUGCGGCAAAACGACGUUACUGAACUGCCUGUCCGGUCGCGUAGGCCUGGACGGGGGUGAGAUCUGGCUGAAUCGUGAAAGGCUGACAAAACGAUGGCGCAGAAGAAUCUGCUACGUGCAACAGCAGGAUGUUUUCUUUCCCGAUCUCACGUUGCGGCAGACCCUCGAGUACCAGGCGAGGCUCAGGCUUCCGGACACGUUCUCGCACUCCCAGAAGAUGCAGUGCGUGGAUCAUAUCAUCGAGGUCCUCGACCUCGCGGCCUGCCAAGAUACCAUUAUCGGGGAUUACACGAAACGAGGACUGUCCGGCGGUGAGAAGAAGAGGACAAGCAUAGCCUGCGAGCUGCUCACCAAUCCGUCGCUGAUGUUGCUCGACGAACCAACGAGCGGGCUGGACUCGCAUUCGGCACAAGCGCUGAUUUCACGACUGAAGAAAUACGCGGAACAAGAGGGCAAGAGCAUCGUGGUGACAGUGCACCAGCCCAGUUCCAGGAUGUUCCACAGUUUCAGCAAGAUCCUGCUGUUGAGUCACGGCCAAGUGGCGUAUUAUGGACCCACAGCGAACAUCGGCAGGUUUUUCUCCACGAUAGGACUUACGCUGCUGCCGCACUAUAACCCCGCUGAUUUUAUACUGGAGCAAAUAAAGGGGCCAGAUGAGGUUCGGGAGCGUAUCGUGGCCGCGGCGAGGAACGCGAGACAGGGACCUGACUGCCCGCCGGAACUUCGUCCGGAGUAUAAUCCCAGCCAGCAUCCGCUCUGCGACCAUCUGAUCCAUUAUCACGAGCACCACAUCAGCCACAACGUGAAGGAAGACGAAGGUCGUACGCUGUGGUUGGACACACAAAGCCAUGCCAGCAGCAGUGCCAGUUCUGCGGACGACGACUACGCCUGGCAGUGGCCCACCAGUUUCUGGUCGCAAUUCAAAGUAUUAUCAGAAAGAAACUUUCAAGAGGCACGGCCACGAAUGCUGUCUCGUCUGAAUUGGCUGCAAACGAUAGCCCUCGGCUUGCUCGCUGGACUGCUGUGGCUAAGGCUUCCCAGAACCGAAGCGGCACUUCACGACAUCCAAGGCUGGAUGUUCUUCAGCACCACGUACUGGAUGCUGUUCGCGCACUUUAGUGCACUCUCCAGCUUUCCUCCAGAACGCGAGGUUAUCAACAAGGAGCGGCUGUCAGGAUCGUACAGGCUCUCGGCCUAUUACCUGGCGAAAAUGAUCGGCGAGCUGCCGCUUACGAUUACACUGCCCGCGGUCUACCAUAUCAUUAGUUACCCGAUGUUGGGCUUCCACAGUCCGGCUGUUUUCGUCACCCUGCUGGCGUUCCUCUUACUCAACACCGUCGUCGCCCAGAGUGUGGGAUUCUUCGUUGGCGCGUGCUGUUUAGAUCUCCAGGUCAGCAUAACAGCGUCCGCGCUUUACACGCUCGCGACACAACUUCUCGGUGGUUAUUUGGCGACGGCGGUUCCACCGUGGCUCGCGUGGGCCAGGUACGCGAGCAUGGUGCACUACGCCUAUCAGAACAUGCAAAUCCUGGAAUUCGGCGUCGGCGAGCCAAUCACAUGCUCGCAGCCAAGCAAGUUCUCAGAGUGCAGGAACGCGACGACGAUACCGGUGUCUGCGAUACUGGAGAGCCAGGGUGGCGCCAGGGGUUCCGGUCUUCCAUUAUGGGCGAACACGGCCGUCCUCCUGGCGUUCCUCGUCAUAUUCCGCACCCUGGGCUACCUGGUGUUGCGCUACUAUCGCGUGCCCAAGUGA